GUUCGAAUUCUGCGAAUGGAGCCGCCGCGAAGCGCAAGCGCCUUCGGACAAAGGUCGAGGUCCCGCCUCCCUCCCUUCCUUCGGAGGAAUCAUCGUAUGGCGAAUAUGCGCCGGCGAUGCAGAAUAUGGAUGCGAAUGCCCAUUAUUACACAGGGCAAGAAUCUGGCAUUGAAUACAGCUCCUACGAUGGCGCGCACAUGCAACAUGUGCAACCUGGAUUCGGAACCAUGUCUGUGACGCCUCAACUUUCGGUCGGCCCGAGCUCGAAUCCGAGCUCACACACCACUCCUCCCUUUUCCACCGUCGAUCCCAACGUCGCCAGUGGACGAGCGGCUCAGCAUCCUCAAAUGGCUCAUCCGAACGCCGUUUCCGCCAUUCUCGAACCCGUCGCUGGUCAGCACGACAUUUUCGAGUUUAGCGGUCUCGACGCCAACAAUCUCCUCGGGCAAAUGGAAAUUGCGAUCUCGCUUCCUGACGAUUUCCUCGUGGACGGACUCGGAUUGGGAUUGGGUGAAGGUGGCUUCAACUUUGAUGGUGCGGAUUCUGGUGGAGGGUUUGCAGAGUUUAGCAAUCUCGCGUCGUUUGAUGGAUUGGGAAAUAGCUCUGGAGAUUCUGGUGUCAACUUUGGUGAUUACUCGAUGAUGGACAAGGGUCUCGUGGACCCAAAUGCCCUGAGUCUGAACGAAGGCAUGCCAUCUCAACACUAUCCUCCUCCGUCCCUCCAUAUCAACACUCAGUUUACUUCCGAUCCGUCUACUAUCCCAAUGUCUGCCGUUUCCGAGCAGUUUAAUGUCACGUCUCCCUCUCAGCCAUCUGCUUCGGAUGGCAACUUUUAUG
Acaulospora colombiana is the source of this 837-nucleotide messenger RNA. The record is from the annotation of a GenBank genome assembly. Lineage: Eukaryota; Fungi; Glomeromycota; Glomeromycetes; Diversisporales; Acaulosporaceae.